This is a messenger RNA of Maudiozyma barnettii, 5118 nucleotides long. RefSeq names its product Rrp5p (gene RRP5). The record is from RefSeq and is a predicted model, not a curated record. Bases 1 to 5118 code for a protein of 1705 amino acids. Gene Ontology annotation, molecular function: RNA binding; protein binding. Gene Ontology annotation, biological process: rRNA processing. The transcript has a single exon. Gene Ontology annotation, cellular component: small-subunit processome; nucleolus. Lineage: Eukaryota; Fungi; Ascomycota; Saccharomycetes; Saccharomycetales; Saccharomycetaceae.
AUGGCUCCUUCUACUAAGAGAAAGAGAGAUGAGGAGUUUCCUCUCGCAAGAGAAGAUGCAACACAACAACCAGUCGCUUCUUCAUUGGUCAGAACUACCGAGGAAGUAUCAUUCCCAAGAGGUGGUGCUUCUGCAUUAACUCCAUUGGAACUGAAACAAGUAGCAAAUGAAGCUGCCAAUGAUGUUUUAUUUGGUAAUGAUAAGGCUGUCCCAGAGACUUCAAGACCAAAAAAGAAAAAGAAAACUACUAAAAAGGACAAGACUGAAGAUACUGAAAAAUCACAAUCAGAUGUCACUAAGGAAGAAUCUUCUGACAUAAUACAACAUAUUGGUUUCAAAAACUUGAAGGUAGGUUCUUACCUAUUGGGUCAAGUCUCCAACAUAUCUAAAAAUGAUAUCUGCGUUACUUUUCCAGAUGGUAUAUCUGGUUAUGUUAACAUGGCUCACAUUUCGGAACAAUUUACAACUAUGCUAGAAGACAUGGACGAAGAGAUGGAAGAAAAAGAGAACAAGGACGAAUAUGACUCUUCUGAUGAUGAAGCACAAGAUAAAAUUAACGAACUACCAGAUCUACACAACUACUUCAAAAUCGGUCAAUGGUUGAGAUCCUACAUAACAGUCAAUACUGCUCUAGAGACUAGAACUAAAAGAAAUAACAAGAAAAGAAUUGAAUUGUCCGUUGAGCCUAGUAUUGUUAACGCAUUCACCGAAGAAGACUUGGUUAAAAACUGUACUGUUCAAUGUGCUGUCAAGAGUAUCGAAGACCAUGGUGCCAUCUUGGACAUUGGUGUCGAUGGAUUUACCGGUUUUAUCUCUAAAUCAGAUGUUCCAAGUCUAAAAGAUUUGCUACCAGGUACUGUCUUUUUAGGUAACAUUAUUAAAAGAACCGACAGAACUGUUACUGUUAACACUAUUUUAUCGAAUAAGAAAAAUAAAAUCACCCAAAUUUCUGCUGUUGAUGCCGUAUUACCGGGUCAAACUGUCGACCUGUUAUGCGAAGAAGUCUCAGAAAAUGGUAUCAUAGGUAAAGCAUUUGGUUUAGUUCCAGGUUUUAUUGGAUUAUCCCAUCUGAGAGUUUUCAAACAAGAUAGUAUAAAACACAAAUAUGCAGUCGGUUCCAACAUUCAAUGUAGAAUCAUUGCAGCUUUAAUAACAGACGAUUCCGAGAGAACUUUAAUGCUUUCAGUCUUACCUUCAAUCCAAUCACUGGAAACAUCUUUAUCAAGCACUGAAGCUCUAACCGCUUUCCCAGUUGGUUACACAUUUGAAUCCAGCAAAGUUUUGGGGGUUGAUUCGCAAUAUCUUUAUCUUCAAUUAAAUGAUGAUCAUAUUGGUAGAGUUCAUAAGUCAAAUAUCGGUACAUUAGAAUCCAAAGAUAAUCUAAAGGCCAGAGUCCUUGGAUUUGAUUUAGUGGAUAAUGUUUACGAAAUGACUACCAACCCAGAUACUGUCAACUUGAAAUAUUUGAGACCUUCAGAUAUUCCAGUUGGUGAAUUACUAACAGGCUGUGAAAUUAUUAAUGUUUCCAGCUCUGGUAUUGAAUUAAAAAUUUUAAACGGACAAUUUACUGCUAAGGUUCCAUCUCUACAUAUUUCCGAUAUUAGACUUGUAUACCCUGAAAGAAAAUUUAAAAUUGCAUCGAAGGUUAAAGGUAGAGUUCUUGCUGUUGAUCACAGAGGUACAAUAUUCGUCACCUUGAAAAAAUCGUUGGUUAAUAUUGAAGACAAAGAAAUUCCUCUUGUAGUAUCAUACCAAACCGCUGAAGAUAUUAAAUCAAAGAAUGAAAAAACUAUUGCUUCUGUUCAAAAGUUCACGCCUUCUGGUGCCAUUCUAACCUUCUUUGGUGGUAUUACAGGAUUCCUACCAAAUGCUGAAAUUUCAGAAGUUUUCGUUAAGAAGCCAGAGCAACAUCUAAGAUUAGGCCAAACAGUCAGUGUCAAGCUUUUGAAUGUCGAUGGUGAAAACCACAGAAUCCUUGCAUCAUGUAAAAUUUCCAAUCAAAAAGCCCAGGAGCAAAAGGAGAAAAUCCAAGAUAUAAUCCCAGGUAGAACCACAAUGAAGGUUACUGUUAUGGAAAAAACAAAGGAAUCACUCAUUGUUGAAGUCCCAGAACUUGGUUUAAGAGGCGUUAUAUAUGUUGGUCAACUUUCCGAUGAUAGAAUUGAAACGAACAGAGCCGCAAUUAAAAAGGUUAUCGUUGGUUCUGAAUUGGAAGGUUUAGUCAUUGACAAAGAUACCAGAACACACAUUUUCAAUCUUUCAUUAAAAAAGUCAUUAAUAAGAGACGCCAAGAAGAAAAUGCUUCCAUUGACUUACGAAGAUAUUAAGAGGACAGACAAAUCAACUCCUUUACACGGUUACAUAAAGUCCAUAUCAGAUAGAGGAAUUUUUGUAGCAUUCAACGGGAAAUUCGUUGGUUUAGUUCUUCCAAGUUAUGCUGCAGAAAGUAGAGAUAUCGAUAUUUCAAAGAUAUAUUACGUCAAUCAAUCUGUGACAGCACAUAUUCUAAGAAUGGAUGAUGUUAAUAAGAGAUUCCUUCUAACUUUGAGAAAGUCCAAUGAAGAGAAAAAGGCACCUAAAGACGACAAGAAUUUCGAAGCUAUCGAUCCAAUGGUUAAAUCUUUGGAUGAUUUUGUAUUCGGUAAAAUUGUUAAAUGUAAGAUUGUUGGUAUCAAGAAGACUCAAUUAAACGUUGCUUUAGCAGAUAAUAUUCAAGGUAAAAUCGAUGUAUCGGAGGUGUUCGAUGACAUAAACAUGAUCAAGAACAAAAAGGAACCAUUAAAUGUAUUCAAGAAGGAUGAGAUAAUUGAAGCUAGAAUAAUUGGUAGCCAUGAUGCUAAAAGUCAUAAAUUUUUAUCAACUCCAAUCCAAAUUGCUAAGGGUUCAGUGCUAGAAUUAACUAUAAAACCAUCAGCAUUGAAGGCCAAAUCUUACACACCAACAGAAUUAACUAAUGUUAAGAUUAAUGAUGAGCUAGUAGGUUAUGUCAACAAUUACAGGAAUGACAUCCUAUGGUUAACUAUAUCACCAUCUUUGAGUGCAAGAAUUUCUGCAUUUGAUUUGAUUGAAAGUGAAAAAUCUCUACCAGAGAAUAUCGAGCAAUCAUUCCCAAUCGGUUCUGUCAUCCCAAUUAAGGUUGAAGGAAUUGAUUCCGAACACAAUUGUGUGUCCGCUGUAACCGGGCCUCAUAAGGAAAAAACUAUUUCCGAUCUAGUUGUCGGUUCUAAAGUUCCAGCACGUAUUAGUAAGGUAGGUGAUAAUUAUGUACUAUUGGACUUGGGUAAUAAGCUGACUGGUAUCUCUUUUGCAACCGAUGCACUUAACGAUUACUCUGUUUCUCUAAAAGAUACUUUCAAUAAUAAAAUUAACAAGAUGGUCGUAGCUACUAUUGUGUCUGUGGAUAUCGAGAACAAGAAGAUCAAUCUUUCUCUUCGUUCCGACAAUGCAAAGACAAAAUCAAUUACUUCUCAUAAUGAUAUCAAGGAAGGUGAUAUCGUACAAGGUAUCGUAAAGAGAGUAAUGGAUAAAGGUAUUUUCGUUUAUCUAAGUAGUAAGAUCGAUGCUUUUGUUCCAAUUAGUAAAUUAUCCGAUUCUUACUUAAAAGAAUGGAAGAAGUUUUACAGACCAAUGCAACCAGUAGUUGGUAAAGUUGUUCAAUGUGACGAAGAUUCUCGUAUUUUGCUAACAUUAAGAGAAUCUGAAAUUAAUGGUGAAGUACAAGUAUUAAAAAAUUACAAUACUAUUCAAGCAGGUGAUAUUUUCAAUGGUUCCGUUAAGAAUGUUACCGACUUUGGUGUAUUUAUUAAACUUGACAACACUGUUAACUGUAGUGGUUUGGCUCAUAUUUCUGAAAUUUCCGACGAAAGACCAGAAGAUAUCGCUGCUCUAUUUGGUCCAGGUGACAGAGUCAAGGCUGUCGUCAUCAAGACAAAUCCAGAGAAGAAGCAAUUGUCGUUAAGUCUAAAAGCCUCUCAUUUCUCCAAGGGCAACCAAGUUGAAAAGAAAACUGAAAAGGUUGAGGAAGAAGCUGAUGAAGAAAUUCAAUUUACAAAUGAUAUUGACUCUGAUGAUGAUAUGGAUGUUGAUGAAGAGGAGACUAAACCAAAACGUGAUAUUACUACUAUGUCUACUGAUGGUUUAAGUUUGAGUACUGAUUUUGACUGGACUGCCUCUAUCUUAGAUCAAGCUAACGAAGUUGAGUCUGAAUCUGAGUCUGAUGAAGAUUUUACCGAAUCUAAAAAGCACAAGCACAGAAGAAGAAAAGAAAAGAUUGUUGAAGAUAAAACUAUUGAUAUCAAUACAAGAGCUCCAGAAUCUGUUUCUGAUUUCGAACGUUUAAUUAUCGGUAAUCCAAACUCGUCUGUCAUUUGGAUGAACUACAUGGCUUUCCAAUUGCAAUUAAGUGAAAUAGACAAGGCUCGUGAAAUUGCUGAACGUUCCCUAAAGACUAUUAACUUUAGAGAAGAAGCUGAAAAGCUAAAUAUAUGGAUUGCGAUGCUCAAUCUGGAAAAUACCUUUGGUUCUUCUGAGACUUUAGAUGACGUAUUUAAGAGAGCUUGUCAAUACAUGGAUUCUUUCACUAUUCACAAUAAGUUGAUAAGUAUAUACCAAAUGAGUCAAAAAUUAGAUGCUGCUGCCGAAUUAUUCAAAACAACUGCCAAAAAAUUCGGUGCUGAAAAGGUUUCUAUUUGGGUCUCAUGGGGAGAUUUCUUAAUUAGUAACAAGAGAAACGAUGAGGCUGCAUCUGCUUUAAGCAGCGCUUUGAAGGCUUUACCAAAACGUGAUCAUAUUGAAGUUGUUAAGAAAUUUGCUCAACUUGAAUUUUUGAAGGGUGAAUCUGAAAAGGGUCGUUCGUUAUUUGAAGGUUUAAUUUCUGAUGCUUCUAAGAGAAUUGACAUAUGGAACGUUUACAUUGACCAAGAAAUGAAAAUCAAAGAAAAGACCAAGGUUGAGGACUUAUUCGAAAGAGUUAUCUUAAAAAAAUUAAGCAAAAAGCAAGCUAAAUUCUUUUUCAAUAAAUGGUUGAGGUUCGAAGAAGCUAACGAUGAUAUUAAGACUUCUGAUUAUGUCAAGGCUAAGGCUACAGAAUACGUCGAAAAAAACAAUAAAGAUGAAUAA